Molecule: messenger RNA, 6390 nt
Organism: Dioszegia hungarica
Lineage: Eukaryota; Fungi; Basidiomycota; Tremellomycetes; Tremellales; Bulleribasidiaceae
Exons: 27
Coding region: 1-6390 (2129 amino acids)
Biological process (GO): phosphorylation; phosphorelay signal transduction system
Molecular function (GO): phosphorelay sensor kinase activity
Source: RefSeq, a predicted model, not a curated record
AUGUCACUCACCGACUCAAUCCUGCUGCAAAGGCACGGCCUCCACAAUCACCGUCAUGACCCCCUCUAUCCCGACAAGACCGGCAGCCUUGCCUCCUCCGCGCCAACGGCGGGACCCUCCAGCUCGACCGCAAGCUAUUAUUCCACUCUGUCACCGACAUCUUCGACCGGUCUCGCCAACUUGACACCCGUCGCAUCAGGUCCACUGCUCGCGGAUGUAACUCCGGGUGAAAUAGUCAGGGUCCGCUACUUGCCACAUCCGGGUCCAGCACCCGAUGUUGAGUACGAGGACGCCUCGCAAGCUUUCCUCCGUCUAGCACAGAUUAUCGCGCUGGACUGCGCGCGGAAAGUGGGACCAGAAUCGAGAUGGGGCGUUGACGCGGCGGUUCUGGCUUGGUGGGAUGACGCGGAUGGGAUGUGGCUGGUCACCCGCCCCGAGCCUGGUGGUGGGGAGGGCUGGAUGGACUUGGUCAGAUACUGGAAAGCGGAAGUGGGACUGCCUUGGGGGCAGACGGCAGAGGAUGGCGGGGACGUGGAUAUGGAUCACGGCGGAGUAGCCCUGGAAGGGCGGUACAGAAAAGGCGUAGAAGUUUUGAAAGAAGUGGGAAGGUGUCUCAAUAAUCUGCACCAGAGCGGUCUCACCAUUGCGGUCAUCGAUCCAUCCUUGAUCAUUAUCAGCCCCGCGACAACCCCAACCGCCCGCCUACAAAUCCUAGACCAAGCGUUCCUUGGUACCCAUGGAUCCGCUCCGGAACCUCACCCCGAUCUCUCUGCAACCCUCUUCUCUACCCUGGCACUUUCCAGCUCGGCUCGACCGCUUAACACGGACUUUGUCCGCACUCACGUCCGAAACCUCUCGCCCAAAGCUGUCAGCGGUCGAGAAGCCGGGGUAGCCGAUGACGUCUAUGCGUUCGGUGUCAUGGCGUACGAGCUCCUCGGCGGAGGACCUAUUGAUACCCUACCAGCCAGGGCGUCGGUCGACCUCCUGAAUGACAUCCACGCUCAUCUCAACCUCGACAUACAACCUUUGGCAACUCGUCUCGGUCCAGUGUCCGAUGCUUUGUCAUCAGCAAUGGACGGGGUGGUCAUGCGCUGCUUGGCCAAGGACGCGCGGGAGCGGUACCACAACCUCGCCUCGGUGACGUAUGAUUUGGCCAAGAUCCUGUCCUCGCUCCGGGGCGAGGCCGCCCUGUCGGAUCUGUCGGUGGGGUUAAUCGAUCAACAAUCUCGCUUCGAGUACCCCAAGCAGCCGGUCGCGCGCGAACCGAUCUUUGCUGCGCUCAGCAGAGAGCUGGACAAGGCCAGGCGCAUCGGGGACAUGGGCAAAUUCCGGAACGUCGAUCUUUACGGUCCCAGCGGGAGCGGCAAAACCGUCGUAGCGCGGGCAUGGGUCGAUCAGCCAGAGCAGGCCAGCUGUCUGGUGGCCUACGCAAAGCUGGACGAGCAGGUACAGAAGCCACUCGCCUGCUUUGUCCAGCUUUUUCAGUCCAUUCUGCUGAAGCUCUUGGCGGAUCCCAAGGAGGAUGCUCGGGAAUGGGCGUCGGUCAUCCGCACGACUCUCGGUCCGCAUUUUCCAGUUUUCUACUCCAUGCUACCACCCAAGUCGCAGAAGGUGCUCCUCCUCGGCUCGGAACCGCCCGCCCUGGAAGACAUCGACUGGAGCACCUUCAUCCAGUCCUUCAGGUUGUGGUGUAAGCGGUUGCUUCAACAAUUGGCGACGCCAGAUCGGCCAUUGAUCUUAUUGAUCGACGACACGCAAUGGAUGCAUUCUGAGGAGCACAGCAUUCAAGGUCGACCGCUUCUGCACGUACUUGCGGUCUCGCUACACCGCGUCCCGGAUAGUGAACGUCCAGCCGAUCGCGAGCUUUUGUCCGCCUCAUGCACCCACGUCCAGGUCCCCUUCCUCGACGCAGACGCCACUCAACAAGUCAUACAUCAAUCCUUUGGGGCGCCGAUUGACCGCGCUCCCACUCUGUACGGGCUCCUCCAUGCCGAAACGGGCGGCAGCCCAUUGUAUCUCCGCGUACUCCUUGAUCGACUGGUCGAAUCCCGUGCAAUAACUUUCGACUACUCGGCUAGUCUCUGGGUUUUCUCGGAUGUGUACUCUUCUUUGAUCAAGGAAGAUGUAGAUGGGUACCUUGAGGAGUUGCAAAGGGGUCUGAGCAAGGGCACUCGAGACAUACUGAGCCUACUGUCGUGCAUGCCUCUACGCAUCAGGCCGGACGUGAUCUACGGCGAGCUGGACAUCACGGGGGAGGAGUUCGAGGCCAGAUUACGUUCUGCGAAACAGGCUGGGAUCAUUGUAUGGGACGAGAGGGGCGUCGGAUUCACGCAUGAUAGGCAAAAACAAGCCGCAUAUAAGCUGAUCCCGCCAUCUCUUAUUGCCGAUAUCCACCUUCGAGCAUACGACACCCUCCGCCAACCCGAUCUGAUCGUUGAGUACGCCUACGACAGUGCCCAACAUGCCUUGAAGGCUCGAUCCCUGAACGGCACGACUGGUCCACCUGAGGAGCUGGUUCAGGUCCUUUUGGAAGCCGUGUAUCGCUGCACCUUCUCAGCAGGCUUCAAUUCUGCCCGGGCCUUCCUUGCUGCUGUGAGAGAAAUCGCCGAGUCCCAGCCAAAUACCAGCCAAUGGUGGCUGUCCAACCCGCAAUCGUACAUGCGGUAUCUCCACCUCCAGGUCGAGGUGUGCAGCGCUCUGAAGCAGUUUGACGAAACGUUUACGGAGUUGGACACAGCUUUGCUUCGUUUUACCGCCGAAUCCGAUAGACUGCGAAUCGAAACAUUGAUCAUCAGACUCCUAAUCUCUGCCAAUCGCAUGGAGGAAAGCACGCGGCGUUUCCGCGUCACGCUGGAAAGAUACGGCUACCGUCCCGACCUACCCUCCCGCUUGUCACUGGUCGAUGUCGAGUCAGUGGAUGAGGUUCAGCGAAUCAGCGAUAUGGUGUUGGCAUCGGACUCGUGCACGGACUCUGACAGUUUGGAUUAUCUCAUUACGGUCCUCAUAGGUCACGUCAGCCCAGCCUUCUAUCUCGGUGACCUCGACGAUACCGCAGAGCUGUUCAGGCUCUCCAUGUCACUCCUCGCGAAGCUAGGCUGCGCGAUCGAAGUCAACGCGGGCAUCAUCGCUUCGGGGAUGAUUACUAUCACCAACAUCGCCAUCAAGAAGAUCGUCUUCAAUCUCGCGAGCGGGUUAGCCACAAGAUUCGUCUCCUCGUCACUCUCUCCCUUUGCUCGGAUAGCUAUCGCGAGUGGAUCCUACACCUUGGAAUCUUCGUCGACUGUAUAUGAUCGCUCAGAGCAUGCCGUCAACUUCGCCGUCUCAAUGGCCAAUUACGAUGUGGCCGGAUGGGCCUUCGUGCUAGAAUGCGCCAGCUUGUCAUUCACCAGCGUGCGCUCCCGGCGCAAGCUACAAAUGCAAUAUGAUGGGAUCGUGGAGUCUGCCUCCCGCGCAACGCAGGUCGUCAUGAGAAUAGCUCUGGAAUGUCACACCCGCCUCGCAACGUAUUGUACGGUACCCGAGCCUUGGGUCUUACAAGGUGCCGAACUACAAGCGGAAGAACGAGAUCUCAUCGCCCGAAUACCGCUAUACCUCGGAGCCAUCCAGGUCUUCCAACUGCGCGUGGCCACCCUGUUCAACGCGCCGUCGCCCUUCAUAGCUUCGAUCAUCGACAAUGGUGACGCACGCAUCAUCUUCCAGCUCGGCUUUGGCAUCUGGAGCUGUGAAUGGGCAUAUCUGUCGGCUAUAUACUUCUUGCAGGCUGGUCGGAGGGGCAGUGAGCUAGACGACAGCUUAGCCUGGAUUGCACCGGUAUCAGAGGAUGCGGACUUUCACUACCGCCGAGACGCGCUGCUAGUCAUGCGCAAGGUCUUAUCAUCCGGUCUCGCCAAUCUCGACAAGGCGGAUGAGAUGCUAGACCGUCUGGACGACGCCGGGCAAUUCGACGUCUCAGGUCUGCUCAGCUAUGCGAUUGGGCAGCAUGUUCAGGAUACUACCCGCAGCGCCAAGCUCGCAAGGACCUACCAUCAGAGCGCAGCUGCAUCGUACAGGGCAUCGGGCGCGCUCGGUCUUGGCGAGUACCUAGAGCACGGAUACAAGGUACCCGCGCUCGCCAUUGACACCAGGCCAGUCAGCGAGAACUUUCCCGCAGCCGGUUCGCCAUCCCAAUCCAGUCAUGGACGAUCAUCCUCACAGGAAAUCUCAAAUAUGAGCGACGGCCUCGGUGCUCUCACGCUGUUUCGCUCGUCCCUGGCCUUGACAGCCGAAAAGGAUCCAGCCAAGCUACUCUGCACCUUGCUCAAGAUACUGUGUCAAUUUGCUCGAGCCGACUUUGCCGCCAUUGCAGUGCAAGACUCCGCUUGCAGAAGCGGGCUUCGACUCCGAGCUGGCGGGAGAUACGACGAUAUUCAGCAGUACAGCUUGGACUUUGCGGAGGACGGAGUCAGCCAGAUUGCCCCAGUUUCGAUCAUGCUGCAGGUCUCGAGGACCGGAGCGGGCAUGGUGGAAUCCAACUCCGACAAGCUACAGCCUGUUGACCCCUUCUACGCCGAUCGCUCGCCCUGUAUGAUGAUAUGUCUUCCCACCUACACCCAGGGACGCCAGGUUGGAGUCAUCCUCUUGUCCUGCAUGACAAGCAGCAGUAUCUCGAUCGAGGCCCAAUCCGCUCGAGACGUGAUUUCCUGCCUGGCCACAUUCGCCCACAAUAUCGCCGAGCAGCAGUCCUUCACCCAGCGACUCAAGGAUGAGGUCGACCAGCGUACUUCUCAGCUCUCGCACAGCCUGCAGGUCAAGAGCUACUUUCUCAGCUCCUGCUCGCACGAGCUGCGCAGUCCUCUCUCAGCUGUACUCGGUCUUGCGGCGGUGCUCGAGGGCUCCGGUGGGUUGACCGAGAUUCAGAUGGAGCAUCUCGGUACGAUCAUAUCAAGCGGCGAGCACUUGCUAGAUCUCAUCUCCAACAUCAUCGAUCACUCUCGCCUCGAGUCCAACGCUGUCUCCAUCGAAAGCAUCCCCUUCGACUUUCGCGAGCUGUGCGAGACGGCGAUCGAGAGCAUGGCGACUAUCGCGCAUGGGAAGAGCGUCGACCUCUGCCUUGCCAGCUCGAUCAAGACGGAUCCGCCACCGCUAUUUGGAGACCCCACCCGCAUUCGCCAGGUCCUCAUCAAUCUUGUCAGCAACGCGGUGAAGUUCUCGUCGGAGGGCACAGUGACAGUGGCGUGGCGAUACGAGGCUUUGGGUGAAAGUGGGGAUAAUGUGCUGGUGUCGCUGGACGUCGCAGAUACGGGGAUCGGUAUACCGGCGGAUAAAAUGGAUCAGCUCUUCCAAAGCUUCUCCCAAAUCGACAGCAGCAUCACCCGGUCGUACGGUGGAAGCGGUCUCGGUCUGGUCAUAUCGAGGGAACUCGCUCGGCUCAUGGGCGGCGACUGUACCGCAGUCAGUGAGCUCGGAAAGGGCUCCACCUUUACUUUCAGUUUCAUCGCACGGGUGGAUCGUACUACUCCUCCGCCCCGCACUCCACUUCCACAUCGCACCUGCCUCGUUAUCUGCCAUCAUGGACCCGCGCGAGACAUCUUUGCACAAAACUUGACUGAUCUUGGAUUCACCGCUAUACCAGUCGCGCCGGGCAAGAACGUUUAUCCCGACGGCCCCGCAGCGGAUCGCCCAUUCGAUCUAGUAUUCCUCAACGUCGCCAUGCUCAACAAAGCCGAUGUCGCAAAGGUCCGGGAGAGGUAUCCGCUGGCAAAUUUGACCCUGCUUUGCCCGAAUAUCUUCAUUGCGCAGACCAUGAAAAGGCUCGACCUCGACCGUCACGAGCUGCUUGCGCAGCCAUUCCGCUUUGACGAUCUAUACCAACUGCUAGCCAGCCAGGGUUCCGGGACCGUCACUCCUACUUCAGCCGCACCAACCUCUUCCCGAAAGCGGAAACGUCCUAUAGACAAGGGUCUGGCUGAUCGCUGCCCUUUAUCCAUCCUCGUCAUCGACGACAACCGCGUCAAUAUCACCGUCGCAAAGCGACUCCUCGAGAUGUUCGGCUAUUCCGGAAUCGACUCGGCAGAGAACGGUCGGAUAGGCGUGGACAAGGCAAAGGAGAAGCAGUACGACGUCAUCCUGUGCGACCUGUUCAUGCCGGUGCUGGAUGGCUUCUCGACGUUGAGGGAGAUGCAGGCGACACCAGAGACGGGGGAUCCAGUGGUGGUGGCUUUGACGGCGGAUGCACUCGGAAUUACUCGGCGACGAUGCGAGGAAGCGGGGUUCUUCGAUUGCCUACUCAAGCCGCUCGAUAUACCUGGUCUCGGUAUGGUCCUCGAGCGAGCUUACGACAGCAAGCUGCCAGCUGUCAAAGCGCCCCGGCUGGGGGAGCUGCCAUCUGGGGUGCCUAGUGAGAGCUCGUGA